AUGGCAGGCGUCGAGGGCCCAGUAGCGAUGAUGAGUUUGGUCCCGACUAGGGUGGUCAGCAGCAGUUCGGCUCUGCAGCAUCAGCGGCAGCAGCAGCAGCUUGGACCGCCAGCUGCAGAAUGUUGUGCAUUGGACUCAUGUGACGUUGAGAGCUUUGAAUUGGGCAAGACGUUGGGCACGGGCUCGUUUGGGAGGGUCCGCUUCGCCACGCACAAGGCGAGUGGAAGGCACUACGCGCUGAAGAUGUUGAAGAAAGCUGUCAUUAUAAGACUAAAACAAGUUGAUCACAUUAACUCGGAGAAGACGAUCCUUAAGGCGAUUCAUCAUCCCAUGAUUGUCAACCUCUACGGGUCUUUUCAUGAUAGCCGUUAUCUCUAUCUGGCCCUCGAGUAUGUCGUUGGCGGCGAGUUUUUUACACACUUGCGUAAGGUCGGGCGAUUCGAAAAUGAGACUGCCCGAUUUUACGCGGCUCAAAUUGUGAGUAUAUUUGAAUAUCUCCACUCUAAGAAUAUCAUCUAUCGAGACCUCAAGCCUGAGAAUAUCCUUCUUGGUGCGGACGGGUAUCUUAAGCUCACCGACUUUGGAUUUGCAAAAAUAGUUCACCAACGCACAUAUACCCUAUGUGGAACGCCGGAGUACAUCGCGCCUGAGGUCUUGUUGAAUAAGGGCCAUGGUAAAGCAGUGGACUGGUGGACUUUGGGAAUACUCACAUAUGAGAUGAUGGUUGGAUGUCCGCCCUUCGUUGAUGAGGACCCCAUGGGUAUAUAUCAGAAGAUCCUGACAGGGAAGAUAGUAUUUCCUCGGUCCUUCGACAAGCAUGCUAAAACUCUUGUGAAGAAAAUGCUCACCGCUGAUUUGACCCAACGUUAUGGGACGCUGAGGGGCGGUGUGGAUGAUAUAAAAAAAUGCAAGUGGUUCGCAGGUAUAUCGUGGGAGGCGCUGUACAGGAAGGAGAUCGAGUCUCCCUAUAAGCCAAUGGUGAAGUCGGCUACUGAUACCUCUAACUUUGAGGACUACCCCGACUCGACAGAUCUUGCUCCUAUUGUUAGUGCCAUUGACGAUCCUUUUGUGUCCUGGUGA
This is a messenger RNA of Perkinsus marinus ATCC 50983, 1080 nucleotides long. RefSeq names its product cAMP-dependent protein kinase catalytic subunit isoform 2, putative. NCBI's taxonomy places the organism in Eukaryota, Perkinsozoa, Perkinsida, Perkinsidae. Gene Ontology annotation, cellular component: cAMP-dependent protein kinase complex. The coding region runs from base 1 to 1080 and encodes 359 amino acids. Gene Ontology annotation, biological process: peptidyl-serine phosphorylation; signal transduction. Gene Ontology annotation, molecular function: cAMP-dependent protein kinase activity; ATP binding. The record is from RefSeq and is a predicted model, not a curated record. The transcript is spliced from 8 exons.